Leishmania major strain Friedlin is the source of this 1920-nucleotide messenger RNA. RefSeq lists its product as hypothetical. The record is from RefSeq and is a predicted model, not a curated record. NCBI's taxonomy places the organism in Eukaryota, Euglenozoa, Kinetoplastea, Trypanosomatida, Trypanosomatidae. Gene Ontology annotation, molecular function: kinase binding; molecular adaptor activity. Gene Ontology annotation, biological process: regulation of hippo signaling; regulation of DNA-templated transcription; cell migration. Gene Ontology annotation, cellular component: cytoplasm. The transcript has a single exon. The coding region runs from base 1 to 1920 and encodes 639 amino acids.
AUGCACCUUCUUGUUGAUGGCGACUAUUUACUCAGUGGCUUCCGGCCCACCUCGGAGGAGGAAGUGAGGGCGGCGGUGGAGCGGCUCGUGACGGCGAUUGAGCAACAGCUGCUGCAGCCAGUUGGUGCCGACACCGCGGUGACAGCCCUUGUCUCCCGUAUAAUUUUCUUCUCCUCUGCGCUCAUUCAAGGGCUCGAGGAGGGGCCGCGCAUGUUCAUCAUCUCCACCAUGCGUCGCCUGCGCUUCCAGACGCACGUGCUGGAGAGCAUCCACGGCCGCCCCGGCACCCCGGUUGACGCCGCGUUGUGCACGAAGCUGCUGCAGUUGUCGCUGCUGCCCACCGGAGGAGGCGGCUUCAGUGGCGGCAACAGCGCUGUCGCCUCACAUGGCCGCGGGGCGCAUGCCUUCUGUCUUGUAACGCCCAACGCGUACCUCUCCACGGCGAUGGAACUGAUCGCGUCGCGGGAGAGUGGCGAGAUUGUGUUUGCUGUGUACGAGGGCGACGAGGUGGCCGAGGAGCUGCUCGGCUACGCGUCAGCGCGGUACGGCACAACAGGCGGCGUGGCGACAAUGGCGAAGCACGACGGCGUCACGUUUUUGCCUAGCACAGAGGCCGCUGUCGCUGCCUUGGCGCUGGUGCAGCAGCAGGAGAAGGGCAACCUGUCCGUCUCCGCGCUGGCAGAGCUGAAGGCCCUUCAGGUGCGCCUGCAGCAGCAGACGCCGACCACCGGCACCGGAGCAACGGUCGUGAUGCCGAAAGCAUCGACAGCCGCCGCUGUGGCCCCACCGGCGGCGCCCACGGUGCCGGAACUGUUUGCGCCACCCAACGGGCCACAGCCGACGGCGGCAACCUCUCAAAGUAGUAGCAACGCUUCCUCCAGCGGCAUCGUCGACAAGGACCGGGCGAGUGUACCGGCACUGCCCUUCACCGCCUCUGCAGCAGCAGCAGCGACAACAGCUGCCCCCUCAUUCUUUGAGACAGGCCCCUUGCACACCGUCACUACCACGACGUCCCCACCGGCAGUGGUGCAGCAUGCCUCACCGCCAUCAGCGAUGCCGCCACCGUUGAGCACGUCACCCCUCUCUACCGUUGGCGGUAGAGAGGGCGCGGCGGUGUCUCUUGGUGAGCCGAUGGUGUCCACAACCCUGCCAGUCGAGUGGGCCCUCGUCUACGAUGCAGCGCGGCAGCGCCACUACUACGCGUACACGGACACAACGGGGCAGACGCGUUCGACGUGGCAGCACCCGCUGGGGCCACAGAAGCAGUUGGAGCUGGAGGAGCAGGUGCAGGCGUGGCGCGCGGCGCGACUGCAGCCGCAGCUGAACAGUGCGCUGCCGGACGGCUGGGAGGAGCGCACGGACCCGCAGACCAGGCGCACGUUCUACGUUGACCACAAAUCGAAGACGACGACGUGGGAGCGUCCACAGCCGAGCGUCGCGACCCCGCCAAGCGUCGCGAACGUCAGCUCCCAUGCCAGUGGCGGUAGCGCGAUGGCGCUGCCGGCGAUGUGGGAGGCCCGCGUGGACCCUCGCACUGGUCGGACCUUCUACAUCAACCACGAAACCAAGACGACGUCGUGGGAGCGGCCGGCAGUGGCGCCCACACCGCUACCCGCGGCGCAGCCGUCUAGCGGAAACGUUGAGACGGGCGGUGACAGUGACUGGGUGCCGUGUGUCGACCCUGCGACCGGCCGCACCUUUUACGUCAAUGACAAGACGCGGCAGACGAGCUGGUCCAGGCCAACGCCGGCGGUACAGGCGCCUCCGCCACCGACACCGCCAAACGCGCCGUCGCCGAUGCAGGGUGGGGCGGUUGCGCUGCCGCCACCGUGGGAGGCGCGUGUCGAUCCCGGCACUGGUCGCACUUUCUACAUCAACCACGCCACCAAGACGACCUCGUGGAAGCGUCCGCUGGUUUGA